Molecule: messenger RNA, 6089 nt
Organism: Toxotes jaculatrix (banded archerfish)
Lineage: Eukaryota; Metazoa; Chordata; Actinopteri; Toxotidae
Product: cytosolic carboxypeptidase 4
Biological process (GO): protein side chain deglutamylation; C-terminal protein deglutamylation; proteolysis
Molecular function (GO): zinc ion binding; metallocarboxypeptidase activity
Source: RefSeq, a predicted model, not a curated record
GUUAUGUUUAGUUACGGCCGUAAUAAUUUUACCUGGAAUGGAACUCUGAGGGAGCUGGAGGGUAGCUCACCAGCCUUCUGCACAGGCCGGCUAAGAAUGACAGCCUCCCCGGGCUCCUCCAGCGGCGUAGAGGUCCUCCUGUCCGCUCUGCAGAAUGAAGGGGAUGUAGAGAGCACCGUAAAUAUACUCAACGUCCUGGAUGAACUUCUGUCAGCUGGGACAGAUCGUCGUAUCCAGUAUAUGAUCAGUAAAGGUGGCAGCGAGGCCCUGCUGACUGCACUGGUCAAAAUCGGCCGCAGUUUCACUCCCAACUACACCGUCCUUCUGCCACUGCUGCAUCUGCUGGCUAAAGUUGGACACAGAGAUCGUCGUAUUGGAGUGAAGGCAGAGGACGCUGGAGCUGUGCUGCUGACUCUCAAUUUGCUCAAACAAAACAUCAAACAUGCCAAGAGGGCUGCAGCCUGCCUCUGGGUCAUCCAGGUCUUCUCCUCAUCAGUUUCUACUGCAAACCUAAUAGGAGAAAACCACGGACUGGAUGUCAUCUUCCACCUCAUCCCUCAGUACACCACCAAACACCUGCACACCAUCAAGGCAGCCAUUAGUGCCUUUGCUGCUCUGCUGUGCACAAAGGCUAACGUUUGCUCGGUGGUAUCCAAGGGUUACGUCUCUGGCCUCUUGCAGCUUUAUGAGGACUGGGACAGCAAGGAUACUCAACAUGCCGCCAUACCAAUCCGUCACACACUGCUGCGCUGCCUCCAUAAGGUCAGCCACAGUACUGCAGGCAGACAGGCAAUCAUGUCCCAUGGCGGCAUGAGACUGCUGCAUCAGACCACACAGACCUGUUUGUUGAGUAAAGGUCUGGAGUCUCUGGUGGAGCCGUCUGUGCAGCUGAUGAGGAAAUGUCUUCCCAAAACGCCUCUACCUCUGCCCUCAGAUCACUCUGCAUACACCUUUCCCCUGCCUGGAAGACCACGUGCUGUCCCUGACAUGGACAUGGCACCAGAUGAGAGCAGUGAGGAGAGUGAUGAUGAAGAGGCUGAAGAGAACCAAGAGUCUGAGAGCAGAGACUAUGAUGAUGACUUGGAGACUGACCUGAACAAACUUCGUCUUCGCCCGGACCCAGACAGACCUAAAGAGCUGCUGACACAGUACAUCCGCCUCUGUCCUGAGCUCUCACAUGACUUUGAGGAACUGGACCUGAGUUCAGAGUCAGAGGAGAGCUCAGCGUCGGAAUCAUCAUCAGAUGAAGAGGCCGUGCUGCGCAGCAGUUUCUCUCCUCGCUCCUCCAGGAAGGACAGAAAGAAGAGUGAUUCAUCCACCUCCUCCUCAGGCUCUCCCCUAGAGACAGAAGCGUCCAGAAAGGGACGCACUCCAGACGCUGCCCAGUUAGAGCCCCAUGAUUUCCACAGUCACAGCAGCAUCCUCAGCACCUGCCUCGGCCCGAGGACCGUGGUUAGAGAAGCAAAGGGAGAAGUCCCCCCAGGUCUGAGAGGGGAUGAAGAGCUUGAUGAGGAGGAGGGAGCAGAAGUAACCCACCAUGGUACCAUGACAGACAGAUUAUUGGAGAGACAUGGAGCUUGUAUCCCUUACCACGAACCCAAGCUGUACUGCGCUGCGGCUGCCAAAACCAAUUCCAUUCCAGGGUUCAGCAUCCUGGCCUUCCCUGAUUUCUGGGGUCACCUCCCUCCACCAGGACAUGAACCUAUGGCACCUCGUAAACCCAACGUACAGAGGCACAAAGUGUUUGAAGAUGUCCAGCGUUUCUUGAACACUGAUGACAUCACCAACCAGGUAGUCUUUGACCUGGAAGACAGCAGUCUUCAGUGUCCGUCUGAUUCCUUGAGGUUUUUCUCUAACUUUGAAUGUGGGAACCUGAGGAAAGCUGUCCAGGUCCGCAGAUAUGAGUACGACCUCAUACUCAAUGCGGAUGCUAACUGUUCCCAGCACACCCAGUGGUUUUACUUUGAAGUCAGCAACAUGGUGGCAGAUGUCCCCUACCGCUUCAGUGUCAUCAACUGUGAGAAGAGCAACAGCCAGUUCAACUAUGGAAUGCAGCCGGUGCUGUACUCAGUAAGGGAAGCUCUGGAAGGUAGACCACACUGGGUCAGGACCGGAACUGAAAUUUGUUAUUUCAGAAAUCACUUCUGUCCAGCUCGAGGUCGGAGGAGAGCACCCUUUUAUACUCUCACCUUUACCAUCACCUUUAAACACAGUGAGGACGUCUGCUACCUGGCCUACCAUUAUCCCUACACAUACUCUGCUCUGAAGGCUCACCUGAGGGUGCUUCAGAAAUCUGUGGAUCCCUCCCAGGUGUUUUUCAGGCAGCAAAUUCUUUGUGGCACUUUGGCUGGAAACUCCUGCCCAUUGGUCACCAUCACUGCCUGUCCUGCCAGCAGGGCCUGGAGAGACAUGCACCAGCUACGCAAUCGUCCUUACAUUGUGCUGACAGGUCGUGUCCAUCCCGGUGAGUCCAAUGCCAGCUGGUUGAUGAAGGGCACCCUGGAGUUCCUGUGCAGCAGUGACCCGGUGGCUCAGAGUCUGAGGGAGGCCUUUGUCUUCAAGAUUAUCCCCAUGCUCAACCCAGAUGGAGUCAUCAACGGCACGAGUCGCUGUGAUCUGAACGGAGAGGAUCUGAAUCGUCAGUGGUGUAAACCAGACCCCGCCCUCAGUCCCACCAUCUACCACACCAAGGGCUUCCUCUACUACCUCAACAGCAUAGGACGAACUCCACUGACCAUUCCAAAGGCCCUGGAUCGUAUUGCACCAGCCUUUUCUUUCAACAGCUGCAACUAUUUGGUGGAGAAGUCCCGCUCUGCCACAGCCAGGGUGGUGGUCUGGAGGGAGAUGGGUGUGCUGAGGAGUUACACCAUGGAGAGUACUUACAAUGGCUGUGACCAGGGAAUAAACAAGGGCCUGCAGACAGGAACCAGGGAGCUGCAGGAGAUGGGGGUGAAGUUCUGCCACAGUCUUCUGUCUGUAGCCAAAGAUCUGAAGGCUCUUUAUAGCAGGAGACUCAUCAGCCACAUUGACCCAGAUCACAACAUCAUGGACCACAAGUCUCACAACUGUUUUGAAGACGACGAGCCUCCAUGUGUCGAGGAGAUUGAGUAUUCUGCAGACUGUCCUGCACUUAAAGGCACUGAUCUGGAUUCAGAUGUCAACAGCAGCAUGGCCAGUGCUGAUGAAGACGAGGGCGGCAGUGGCGAUGACGAAGGGCACAGGGGAGCAAAGCAACAGCAAGGCAGCAUCAGCCAAACGCAGCAGUCAAGAAUGAAGAGCCGCUUCUUCCCUCAUCUGAUCAAGCAGGCAUCCGUGGAGACACUCGGAGAGAAAAGAAACCCGCGUCACGGUGCAGCCAUCACCAAUGGACAGAUCACAAAUUAAAGGAAUAUUUCUACAUUUUGGAUUUAGCUUUGGAACGAGAGGUAGAGACCAUCAGCUUUUCUCUAAAAGGUCUUCUAUGCAUUGUUAGCUUUCCUCCAUUAAACAUAGCAGCCCUGCAAUUUCUUAAUGAUUACAAAUACUCUUAAUACUUAAUAAUUACUCCUUAAGUUCAGCAGAAAAUCCUCUGUUUCUUUACUACUCAAAGAGCACAUCCCAGGAAGAGGCAAAUUAGCCCCAAGUCAAACAUGGCAUCAAAGUCUGAAAAGAGUGAAAGAGCAACGAUAAAUUCAGUUAAUCAGUCAGAAAGUUCAAGGCUCAGUGGUUAAUUAUUAAGCCACUUGAUUCACAAAGAAAAUUAAAAAUAAAUGUUUUUUUUAACUUCACUUAAAAAAAGCAAAAAUUUUAGGAAUUUAGGGUUAGUGUUCAGGACAGCCAUCUCCCUAAUGAGUACGUGCAGAUGAUUUUCUGUAUAUUAAGCUUUCUGCUAUCUGAGGUAUUAUUUUGGGUUUCAGUAGAUCAUAGGAAGAUGUGAGUAAACACACACUGAAAUGCUGCUUCAGUUUCUUGUUUGGCUGUGGGACAGCAGUUUGCACCAGUUCAGUAGCACAGAUCUAGAGUGACUGAAGUCUGUAUUGUUUGUGUUUGUUUGUGUCAGAACUAAAUUACAGACUUUUAUAUGAAUUGUGGUUCAUUUCUGUGUGUACACACAGAACAGGAAUUACUUUGGCUUACAGUACAUUUAUACAGUCAUAGUGUAGCAGCAGUGGCUGUUUGUCGAAAAAGUUUGAAAUGACCUAUGUUUCCCCUGACACGCCAGAGCAGGAAAUGUAGUGUACUGUGUAGUUGUAGUUGCACUGAUUGCGUUAGCCUGACCUGUGCACGAGCAGCGUUUUUGUCACCACACGGUGGAUUGUUAGCUCCCCUGGAGGAGAGUCCUCUGGGUGAUGGAGUUGGUCAGUCAGUGUACAUCUGUUGUGUUGGUAUCUGGACAGGUUACCUUCCCAAAUUUCCCCAAGGGACCUCCCAAAUGGAUUAAUAAAGUAUAUUCUAUUCUGUUCUAUUCUAUUCAGCUUUGUUACAGUUAUUCAGUGUUACUCAGAUAUUCACUUAGAAAUACGGAUCGGAGGUUUCCGAUCCACGAACCAUGUCUGUGCUGUAAUACUGUCUGCUGACAUGGCUCCUCAGGUGAUUCCCUGCCGGCUGCUCUGCUAACUGGCUAGCAGGCUAGCAUUGAGCAGCACCGUGGCUAACCAACUUUUCAGCGCAACAUGUCGCUGUGUGGAAAUAUUUUGCAGUAGAAAAACUACAAAGCGAGACAGCAACGGACAAUGUUUGCAACGGGCAAUGUUGGCUAAGCCGUUGUACCGAGGGGCGGAAGCUCCGUCGCGACCUACAAGUGGUAAUAAGUAGCAAUUAGCUCGAUGCUAAUAUAAUAUGGAGAAUCCCAUUGACGGGCUAGCGCAUUAGCAUCGGUCGCGCUAUUUUACACACAAACGAUAAACCAAAGCGGGACACCAUAACAGGUGAGUCAUCCAGGUAAUUCACACAGCAACAACAUAUCAGUCACAGACUGAUGUCCCUUCCAGGUACAGCAGGAAGAACAUGAACCGUGAGUGAGCUUCCGGCCCGCGGGAUGUUUGAGAUUUGAAAAACCUUUGUUGCUGCUACAGAGCCAGUAUACUUCAUCUGUGCUGAUCAGAUCAAGCAGCGCUUUUUAUUUCUGUUUCAUUAGGAGAGGGGCAGUCUAAGAGAAGGUUACCCUGUAUGGGUAUCUGCUGAAUUUAAUAAAUAUUAACUGUUAACAGGAUUUCCUGUUUCUCUGGCCUUAUACUUACCUCAGGUUGCCUUUUGGGACAUACAUGCAUACAUUCAUACAUAUACUUGCCUGUAGAGAAGAUUUAUUACAGCAUCAGACAAAAUGUUCCUUCGAUCAACACUUCAAAGUGAAACUUUCUGUCUUGGUUCCAAGAGGAUGAAUCCUAAUGUUUUAUGUUGUAGUUGUAACGUCCCUAAAUUUGAACAGAAAUCUGUUUUAGGCUCCUCCCUUAUAAACGCAAUGUCCUGAAUAAGACUUGAGACCAGCAACAGUAAUAGUGAACGUUACUGUGGCUGUAGUUGCCUUCACUGGUGUGAUGUAGUUUAGGGUGGUGCUGCAGUCCUGUUCCGUGUGAACAUUCAGUGUGAAAGGUUUGUCUAUCAGGUAUGAGUUAUGAUCUAGAUUUUAUAAGAAACUUGUAAUUUGCAGUGACGCACAUGUGAGAUGUGAAACACGUAGAAAAAGUCUGUGAAGAGGUCACUGUGUUUGUAAGUGCUGUACUAAAAAAAACUAUUUCUCCUCUCAUCCAAAAGGCUUCUUCAGGUUUUACUGAUGGCGCGUCCCAGGCACUUAACCGCUCAGGGGGUUAGAAGCCAUCUACAUCAAACUGGAACUACAGUCGCGAACAGAGGAGGUGGAGGUGGACACCACCUAUCAGCUCCUUACAGUGCAGUCUUGAGAUCCCUCCCAGGCGAUCCCUACCCAUUCACACUAUGACUCAUGUGACCUUAACAACUCUGGUGUUAAUGACCCUACAAGAGGUCAAAUAUCUGGACCUCCCGCCCCCACCCAGUCAGACAGAGCUGAAGAAGCCUUUGAAGGUGAAAUGUAUUAGAAUAGCAGUGGUUUUAUUCUGGAACAAAUAAGUUUGUUUUCGACACAAUAAAAC